GAGGAGAUGAUGGACAAUAGAAGCUACUCUAAUCUGCCAGACAAACUGCCUGUCUUCGCUGAUUCUGCCCACCUGCCACUGGCCAGGUCCUUCUAUCUGGACCCCAUGGUCACUUUCCACCUGUACCCUGAGGCCCCGGUGCCAUCCACUUACUCUGAAGAACUGCCGUUGCUGCCUUUUUCCAGCAACUCCGUGAUCAUGGAAAAUUAUGGUGAACCCUGCCCCUUCUCCUUCCCAAUGACUUAUCCAAAUUACAGAAGAUUUGAAUACUCCUACGGGCCGGCCUUCAUCCGGAAAAGGAAUGAGCGGGAAAGGCAGCGGGUGAAAUGUGUAAAUGAAGGCUAUGCCCAGCUCCGACAUCAUCUGCCAGAGGAGUAUUUGGAGAAACGACUCAGCAAAGUGGAAACCCUCAGAGCUGCAAUCAAGUACAUUAAUUACCUCCAAUCUCUUCUGUACCCUGAUAAGACUGAGACCAAGAAUAACCCUGGGACAUGUUCCUCCAUAAUGGCAACCGCCAGCCUCCACGCUGACCCCAUUUUUAGAAUCAUUUGAUUGUUUCCAAAUAGAAACAAAUGAUUCCACAAAAUGGGGUCCCUUACAGCAUCAUUCAAUGGUUUUUCCUGAAUGUAAUUCCUGCGUAGGCAGAUAAUAGCUCAAAUGAUAACCUGUGCUGGAUAUUUCUUACCUGGGUUUCAGAUGUACUAAAGAGUCUUAUGUAGAUUGAGAAAAUCCUUCUUAAGCUUUGGCGAUUUCUUUCAAGAACCUUAGGGAAGCAGGAGUCCCCAGGAUUCCCUAUACCUCUUGCCUUGCCCUUCUCACCCACUCGGUUAGAGUCUCAGCUGUGAGAAACUCUCACAAAAGCAAUGUAAAGUAGGACUAAUGACCAUUCAGUAUGUGUCACGCGCUUUUCAGACGCCUUGUGCUAAACAGUCACAAUGAACCUCCCUUGAUUUGUCAACGUUUGGUGGUUUCUAUUAUUUCGGGUUGACAAGAAGUCUAUACCUUACCCACACCAUGAUGGGAAAGCAUCUCAGGGUUAAAGCAAAAGUAAUUACCAAAACCUUGUUUUCAUUUGAAAUUAUUUCAGUCAUCUUUUUCUUGUGUGCAGAAGACUUCCUUAGGUAGCUCAGUGGAGGGGUUCGGGGGGCAGGCUCUGGAAUAAACUGCCUCAGUUUAAACUAGGAUUCCGCUACCUCCUCUCUCUGCCUUCUCAGUUCUUCAUUCAGAGAAUGAGAAUAAUAAUGACAGCAACUCCUUGUAUGUUUAUUAUGAGGAUUAACAGUGCCUGCCUGACACGUAAUAAGUAUUCAUAACC
Messenger RNA from Equus quagga, 1315 nucleotides. RefSeq names its product achaete-scute family bHLH transcription factor 3 (gene ASCL3). The record is from RefSeq and is a predicted model, not a curated record. Gene Ontology annotation, biological process: regulation of transcription by RNA polymerase II; developmental process. The transcript has a single exon. NCBI's taxonomy places the organism in Eukaryota, Metazoa, Chordata, Mammalia, Perissodactyla, Equidae. Gene Ontology annotation, molecular function: protein dimerization activity; RNA polymerase II transcription regulatory region sequence-specific DNA binding; DNA-binding transcription factor activity, RNA polymerase II-specific. The coding region runs from base 7 to 552 and encodes 181 amino acids.